CAGAGUUCUGUUGCGGUACAAAGCGACUGGAGCGUCAAGGAAGAAGUCGAUCUCGGAAAGUUGACGAAACAGCUGGUGGCUUCCGCCGAUGUCCCGGAAGUGCAAGAUGUUCUGUGGUGCGGAUUUUUGGACCCUUACAAUGAAUCGUACGACAAGGUCACGGCACGUCAGCCCGUACCACUCAAGCGCAUGGAUCAAAAGGAGUUCUACCCUGUUACUACUACCGACGAUCCCGUUCUGGAAAAAUUGGCGAUUGACGGCAUGGGUCAAGUCUUUGUCACGGACGCAAUCCUCGCGCAUCUCAUGACCUGCACCCGAUCCGUGUAUCCCUGGGACAUCGUCAUUCAAAAAUUGCCCAACGGCACGAUCUUUUUUGACAAGCGCGACAACAGCCAGUUCGACUACCUGACCGUUCAAGAAACAGCCUACAAUGCCCCCGCCGACGAAGAAGGCAUUAAUACCCCCGAACGGUUGGGGCUCGAAGCGACCAUGGUGAAUCAGAAUUUCUCACAGCAGAUUCUCAAAAAGAGCGGCCGUAAAGAAAUGGAUUUGCCCAAUCCGUUCUUUGACGAAGAUGAUGCUGACGGCAUGGAACCUGCCAGUACGGCCUUUCGUUACCGCAAGUUUGUCAUGGACGCUGGGACUACCGUCGUGGUGCGUACCGAAUUGCACGGAAUUUUUAAACAGACACAGAACAUGACGGCCUUUGCCCUCAGUGAAUACACGCCCCAGGCGGCCGCUGGCAGCCCCCAGGUUAUUUCCUGGCGGGACAAGAUCGACAACCAACGAGGUGCAGUGCUGGCCACGGAACUCAAGAACAAUUCUUUCAAACUCGCCAAGUGGACGGCCCAAUCGCUACUGGCAGGUGCGGAUCAAAUGAAGAUCGGCUUUGUCAGCCGCAGCAAUCCAAAGAAUGCUCUGGAGCACGUCAUUCUUGGCACGCAAUUCUACCGUCCCAAGGAUUUUGCAACGCAAAUCACGUUGAACGAAGGACAAAUGUGGAGCACAUUCCGCAUGUUUGUAAACAUGGUGCAAAAGCAACCGGAAGGCAAGUACGUGUUGAUGCGCGAUCCUAACAAGGCUGUCGUCUUCCUGUACAAGGUUCCGGCCAAUACGUUUGAAGACGAGGAAUAA
Phaeodactylum tricornutum CCAP 1055/1 is the source of this 1134-nucleotide messenger RNA. RefSeq lists its product with no specific name. Gene Ontology annotation, molecular function: translation initiation factor activity. NCBI's taxonomy places the organism in Eukaryota, Bacillariophyta, Bacillariophyceae, Surirellales, Neidiaceae. The transcript has a single exon. The annotation marks the transcript as partial. Gene Ontology annotation, cellular component: eukaryotic translation initiation factor 3 complex; cytoplasm. Gene Ontology annotation, biological process: translational initiation. The record is from RefSeq and is a predicted model, not a curated record.